This is a messenger RNA of Fusarium graminearum PH-1, 825 nucleotides long. RefSeq lists its product as uncharacterized. The transcript has a single exon. Lineage: Eukaryota; Fungi; Ascomycota; Sordariomycetes; Hypocreales; Nectriaceae. The record is from RefSeq and is a predicted model, not a curated record. The coding region runs from base 1 to 825 and encodes 274 amino acids.
AUGGAGUUUAACCCUACUCAAGCAAUAGUCCAUAAUGAAGGCUGCGACCUGCAUUACUGGUAUCAAGGCACCGGUCCUCUCAUGCUCUUUGUUCCGGGUGGGAACGGCCAUGGAAGACAAUUCAAUCCCAUCAUGUCUGCUCUAUCAGACUGUUUCACUUGCGCAACAUUUGACAGACGUCAGAUGUCGGCGAGUCAAGUUUCAGUCAACAAGCCAUUGAGUAUAACUCAACAAGCACGAGAUGUUCGAGCUGUGAUCAAGGCAGUUGGUUUUGAGAAAGCCAUCCUAUUUGGGAGUAGCAGCGGUGGCAUCAUCGGUUAUCAAUUCGCCCACGACUUUCCAGAAAUGGUAGUCCAUUUGAUCUCGCACGAAGCCGGAAUCUCUGUCCUCAUGCCUGAAGCAAGCGAGAUUUACGACUGGAUGUACAGUCUUGUCGAGUUACACAAGACCAAAGGUCUGGACGCUGUCGCAGCGGAAUUCGACAAAUGUUUCGUCGGGACUCAUGAUGAGGGGGUACCGAAGUCUGUUUCUCCCGAACCAGAGAAUGCUCGCAACUUUUGGGAAAAUGAGUUUCCUCAACAGCUUGGGUACUGUCCCAAUUUCUUCCGUAUCAAGGAGAACAAUACUAGUGUAGGAGUGAUGAGAGGUGCGAGGUCCAAAGAUGCGUUUUAUGCUAGGGCGAUUGAGGAUCAGGCCCAGAUCUUGGACUGUCCGAGCAUGACUGUGCCGGGUCACCAUGAGGGAUUUCAGUGCGAGACGAUGGAAUUUCUUCCUUCUCUAUUAGAAAUGUUGGAGAUCUUGGAGAAAAGGAAGAUAUCUGCAUAG